GGGGCGGUACGGCCGCACGUGGCUGGAGUGCUCGCCUCUUCGUUAGAGAACAAGGAAGCAGCAGCGGAGGAAUGGUUGCCAACUCUCUCAAGUAACAUUUAGCAGGCUGUCCGCUCUUCACCCACGCGGUGCUGUGCAAGGUGAGCUCUGGUGCGACAGCUCUACGUCAAGAAUGGAGGCUGUAGGAGGAGAGGGGCGUCCGGAGGUGCAGGGAGCAGCAGCCUCACCGGGUUCCUCUGGACGUGGACAGAGUUCCGUGAAGCCAGUCUGGGCUUUGCUAGAGGAAGCAACCCAGAUGAAAACAGAAGGCAACGCCUUCUACAGGGAGAAGAACAUCCGCUCAGCCAUCGGGCGUUAUCACCGCGCGCUCCUGAUCCUCCGAGGCCUUGACUCUGAUGUGAUGUCCUCUGUUAAAGGGUUUGGACCUGAGAUCCCUGCUCUCACUCCUGAACAGCAGGCCUUAAUGAGAAGCACACAAGUGGACUGCUACAACAACUUAGCUGCCUGUUUGCUUCAGAAAAAGAAUGCUGAUUAUGCUCGUGUGCAUGAAUACAGUCUGCGAGUGCUGCAGUGGCAACCUGGCAAUGUUAAAGCCCUGUACAGAGCAGGAGUUGCCACUCUGGAGAUGGGAGAUGCACAAACUGCCAAACAGUACCUCACCAAGGCCUGCAGAGAACAGCCUAAUGACACCAACGUGAGGAAGCAUCUGCAAAAGGCUGAAGAGAAACUAAAUCGGGAGUUGCAAAAGGAGAAGGCCAUGUAUCGAGACAUGUUUUCUUCUGGUCUGACGAGCAGCUCUGCAGAGGGAGUUACACAGACGGACAGUUAAACAACCAUACUGGUGAGGAUGUGCAGCCCACCAGCUCCACCCACCAAAUUAAGCCUCAAGCUGAACUGGUCACAAAAUGAAGAAUGUUAACGCUCCUUCAAUCACUAACGCAGUGGUUCCUUAACUCGGAGGCUGAGAGAUACAGUGACGGUGGCGUGACAGUGCCUAGAUAUAAAGAACAUAGCCCUGGCACACAGCUGGCAUGGAUACGAUACGUAAGAUAAUAUGUACACUCACUGCAGAGUGAUGUGUUAUUUUGGUUUGUUAUGCAGCUUGCAGAUCCUUUUGUAAUUUACAGACAUGUGUCCUUUAACUGUUUGAGUCAAGCACAGGGAAGUAAGGACUGUUAAUGAAUUGCGCUCUGUAGGAAUGAAAGAUGCUGCUGAAAAUAGAAAGCAGACCAGAAAGUUAGUUUCCUAGCAACAAAGUGACAGAGCUAGGUUUCGCAAAAGUACUUUUAAAACCGAAAGUGACACUAAUUUCAUAUUUUGCCUUGGAUGAUUGUAAGUGUUUGUCAGUGCAGUCUAAUGUUAAUUUAAAGGUAAAUAUUUUUUUAAUACGCAAGCCUAAAUGAAACACUGUAGAUAUUUCGGUCACACUGAGGGCGUAAUCAUCAGUUUCUUUUAUUAUUGUAAGCAAUGAAGCCACAUUUAGUCUUAAAUAGCUGGAUAGUUUCACCAUUCAAUAUUUAUUUGAAAAUCCUGAGCACAAUAUCAAGUUAAAGAGUAUUUGCUUGGUUUGGUCAUUAUCUGGCCAAUAUGAUUGUACUUCUGAGGCAAUAGUGCCUCAUUAACGACGAGAAAUAUCACAUUCUCACAAUAAUUAUAUUAAUGGAACAAGUUACAGAGCAGCAUGCAGGGAGAGCGUACACAGACAUUCAUACUCAUGGCUAGGAGUGCAACUAAUAUGUAAUGAAGCUGCUUAUAGCCACUACGAUGUGGUCAUAUUUAGUGUUUUUAUGAUGGCGCUACGUUUCUGCCAUGAAGGAUUCUGAACAACAUUCUCACUAUGGAAGAAAACCUCUGUGGUCAACACUGUGGUCUAAGAGUUAAUGAUUCACCCCUAAAUAAAGUUAUCACGAAUGUCU
Betta splendens (Siamese fighting fish) is the source of this 1916-nucleotide messenger RNA. RefSeq names its product tetratricopeptide repeat domain 9C (gene ttc9c). The record is from RefSeq and is a predicted model, not a curated record. The transcript is spliced from 4 exons. Gene Ontology annotation, molecular function: protein binding. Lineage: Eukaryota; Metazoa; Chordata; Actinopteri; Anabantiformes; Osphronemidae. Bases 173 to 829 code for a protein of 218 amino acids.